Podarcis lilfordi (Lilford's wall lizard) is the source of this 2876-nucleotide messenger RNA. NCBI's taxonomy places the organism in Eukaryota, Metazoa, Chordata, Lepidosauria, Squamata, Lacertidae. The record is from the annotation of a GenBank genome assembly.
AGAACAAGCUCAGCUGCAGCGCUAGCCUGGUUUCUCUGUACACACAGAAGUUUCGGUCAUACUAGCCAGUUUCUUUUAACCGGGCACACAGCAGGGAGAGAGCGAGCAACAGUUGCAGCAGGCGUUGUCUGCAGCAGGACAGGUAAACAGCUGCUUCUCCCUUGAUAUCUGUAUCCAAGCCAGGGCUAAAUACAGGAUUUUUGCAGGUGGGUGGGGAGAGGGAGGGACAGUUCUCAUAAGGCAUCAGCUUAAACCUGGAAUAAGGAUAGAUCCCACGAACCAGGAAUUGUCUCCCACUGCCUGUGACUUUUUUGAGUGCUGUAUGACAACAGUAUCACUGCUUAGGCGUUUAAUAAUUUGCUGGUUGAGUGGAGGGAGGACCAGGUGAGAGCGUGGACUUGAGGUCCUCUGGAGGCUGACCUGACCAGAAACUACAGCUAAUCCAGAAUGCAACAGUUAGACUGGUUACUGGGAGUGGCUGCCGGGACCAUAUAAAUGACACCGGUCCUGAAAGGCAUUGGCUCCCAGUACGUUUCCGAGCACAAUUCAAAGUGUUGGCGCUGACCUUUAAAGCCCUAAAUGGCCUCGGCCCAGUAUACCUGAAGGAGUGUCUCUACCCCCAUCGUUCAGCCCAGACACUGAGGUCCAGUGCCGAGGGCCUUCUGGCAGUUCCCUCACGGUGAGAAGUGAGGUUCCAGGCAGAGGGCCUUCUUGGUAGUGGCGCCCACCCUCCCAUCAGAUGUGAAGGAAAAAAACAAUUAUCCGACUUUUAGAAGACAUCUGAAGGCUGCCCUGUUUAGGAAAGUUCUUAAUGUUUGAUGUUUUAUCACAUUUUUUAUAUUCUGUUGGGAGCCACCCAGAGUGGCUGGGGAAACCCAGCCAGAUGGGCGGGGUAAAAACAAUAAAUUAUUAUUAUUAUUAUUAUUAUUAUUAUUAUUAUUAUUAUUAUACGGCUGUAGAUGUGUUCUGCAGCAGACUUUGUGUGGCGUAAAAUACCGUAUUUUUUGCUCUAUAAGACGCACCAGACCACAAGACGCACCUAGUUUUUGGAGGAGGAAAACAAGAAAAAAAAAAUUCUGAAUCUCAGAAGCCAGAACAGCAAGAGGGAUCGCUACACAUUGGAAGCAGCAAUCCCUCUUGCUGUUCUGGCUUCUGGGAUAGCUGUGCAGCCUGCAUUCGCUCCAUAAGACGAACACACACAUUUCCCACUACUUUUUAGGAGGGAAAAAGUGAGUCUUAUAGAGCAAAAAAUACGGUAUAUGAUGCCUGGCUGGCACCACACAGCCAAGCAGAACGUAAACUAGCUUUCUUCUUGGGAUGGAGCAAUCCCACAGCAGGUAUAUAAGGACCUGAGCAAGUAAACCAAGGUUGUUUCCUGAGGGCAAGUGGUUUUUCAGUCACCUGUCUGUACCCAUAACAGCUUCUGCCUGUCUGUCGCCUGGCACAGAAUGCGGACGCCGACCGCCAUGAUCGUGGGCAUCGUCCUAGGCCCCUGCGGCCUCGUCCUGAACCUGACCAGCACUCUGGCUCCCGCCUGGAGGGAUUUAAGCCGUAUCCCUGACCAAGCCUACGACAUGAUCCAGCACCAAGGCAUCUGGGACAUCUGCAACGAGUUUCAAGGCACCCAGAAGACUCAGUGCAACAUCAAGGACACGCUGGGGUACUUCUCCCACCAGACUGUGCAAAUCGCCAAAGGGCUGAUGCCAUCCUCUGUGGCCGUCACGGUCCUGGGGUUGGUUGUGGCUUCGCUGGGCGUUCGCUGCUGGCAGGAUACGCCCCAGUACCUGCUGGCUGGGCUAGGCGGCCUGCUGCUCUUUGUUUCCGGGCUGCUUAGCCUGAUCGCCGUCUCCUGGUACAAUCACGACAUCCAAAACCUUCCCAUCACGGCCGGCAGUAGCCUAGCGGUGGGUUACUGCCUGGUGCUAGGCUACUUAGGGAGCUGCCUGGAGAUAAUUGGGGGCUUCUCCCUUUCGCUCAGCUUUGCUCAGUGCUGCAAGGAGCGCAAGCUGAAGAAAGCAGCGAUGGAUUACAGCUACCCACCCAGCAGUCAGAGGGUCCCAGCGACCACGGCAGCCAUUUCUCCCUCCUUUGGCAACACAGAGAUCCAAAUGGACUAUUACAGGACUCCAACCCCCAGGUCUUACACCAACCCCCAGGACGUACUGGAAAGUGAACACCCCAGUAACUGGAGCAGGUUUCCCUGCGAUUCUGAUUUAUAGCCCUAAGCAAGGAACGAGCUGCAGAAAGAUUCCUUCUGGAACUCUGCUUGGACAACAAAGAUACCCAGUGCGGAAAGUUUGUCUACAAAUAUAAUUCCGGCAAAGACCUUUUCCUACCUCUUUCGCUCGUGAAUCCAGCAGGUGCCAUAGCCCUAAACUGCUACAGAUUCUGGUUCUACGCUUUUCUUUUCGCUUUCUCUCAGGUUAAACAUUAUAUUAAGACAGUAAUUAAAUCACUCUUGCAUGAGGAAGCGAUAGGGAGUUUGAGCGGUCCUCUUCACUGUGCAAUUUCAGGGAUGGGGAGGGGCUUGCAGGGCAGCAACCAUAAUUGUUUUAUUGCUUUUGCACACAUUUACUUGAAGAGUGACCCAGAGCUUUGUUAAGCAAAUGGACAAGAUUUUUUUUGCACACUGGGUGAAAGCUGAAAAUUCAGGGGCCUGGAAUAUCUUGGAGUGGGGACAGGGCUCCUCUGCAGCAACAGAUCUGCUUUCACCCCCCUGCGCCACCACCUUCUGUUUACUAAAUUGGUAAGAGACCAGGAAUCUAUCAUCCCUCAGGGUUUGACUGUACUCUCAAAGAGAUGCCUUGUUUUCCUAUUUACAGAUGGAUACAUAAAAAUGCAAUAUGCACGGAAUAAAAGUUAUAUUUUGUAUGGUG